This is a messenger RNA of Carya illinoinensis, 2751 nucleotides long. RefSeq names its product phosphoenolpyruvate carboxykinase (ATP) 1-like. The coding region runs from base 309 to 2408 and encodes 699 amino acids. Gene Ontology annotation, biological process: gluconeogenesis. Gene Ontology annotation, cellular component: cytosol. Gene Ontology annotation, molecular function: phosphoenolpyruvate carboxykinase (ATP) activity; ATP binding. NCBI's taxonomy places the organism in Eukaryota, Viridiplantae, Streptophyta, Magnoliopsida, Fagales, Juglandaceae. The record is from RefSeq and is a predicted model, not a curated record. The transcript has 12 exons.
UAGGGGAUCAUAUCUCUGGGUUAGGCACGCUGCAGUGCAGGAAGGGUCCUAAAGCAUAACCCAGUUAAAGGUUCGGUUUUGGAAUGAAGCCUUUUUAAGGGAGCCUUGGGUGCCCUGAAUCCACACCGGACUCAUUUCCACCGUUACUUUGUUCUAUGUAUUCAUACCUGCUUCUUAACUCUUGGAUUUGGAUCUCGAAGCAUUCAUUGCCAUAAAAUUCGUUUUCUCUCCAGCUGGCCUUUCUUCUCCAUCAGAUCCUCAUCUGAUCUGGGUUUACCGUUAAAAAAAUAUUUGUAGGCAAAGAAAAUAUGGAGAACAAGGGAACGGAAAACGGAGCGUUCAGCUUCGCUAGAAGCGAAAGCAUCGGCGGACGUAAGUACGGGCUGGCUAAGAUCCAGACGCAGCAGGAGAAGCCCAACGAGGUGUGCCACGACGACAGUGUACCUCCGGUGAGAGCUCAGACGAUCGACGAGCUUCAUUCUCUACAGAAGAAGAAGUCAGCGCCGACGACUCCGAUAAGAGGAACUCAUGGAGCUUUUUCAGCCAUGUCCGAAGAAGAACGCCAUAGACAGCAACUCCAAUCCAUCAGCGCUUCGCUGGCAUCGCUGACGAGGGAGACUGGACCAAAGGUGGUGAAAGGGGACCCGGCGAGGACGGCAGAAAGCCCGAGGGUGACGCAUGUUGGGCACCACUCUUAUGCUCCCUCCUUCGGCAUAAGUGACAGCGCGCUCAAGUUCACACACGUCCUCUACAACCUCUCACCCGCUGAACUGUACGAGCAAGCUAUCAAGUACGAGAAAGGAUCAUUUAUAACAUCAACUGGUGCGUUGGCAACUCUGUCCGGAGCAAAGACAGGUCGGGCGCCGAGAGACAAACGUGUAGUCAGGGAUGAAACCACUGAAGAUGAGCUUUGGUGGGGAAAGGGCUCACCCAACAUCGAGAUGGACGAGCAUACUUUCCUUGUUAACAGAGAGAGAGCUGUCGAUUACUUGAACUCGUUGGAUAAGGUAUACGUGAAUGAUCAGUUUUUGAACUGGGAUCCAGAACACCGUAUCAAAGUCCGAAUUGUAUCUGCCAGAGCUUACCAUUCCUUGUUCAUGCACAACAUGUGUAUAAGGCCAACUCCUGAAGAGCUGGAGGAUUUCGGUACUCCGGACUUCACGAUAUACAACGCAGGGCAGUUCCCAUGCAAUCGUUACACUCACCACAUGACUUCUUCCACCAGCAUAGACCUCAAUCUUGCUAGGAGGGAAAUGGUCAUCCUUGGCACUCAGUAUGCUGGGGAAAUGAAGAAGGGUCUAUUCAGUGUAACGCACUAUCUCAUGCCUAGGCGUCAGAUCCUCUCCCUUCACUCUGGUUGUAAUGUGGGCAAAGAUGGUGAUGUUGCCCUUUUCUUUGGAUUAUCAGGUACUGGGAAGACAACUCUAUCCACGGAUCAUAACAGGUUUUUAAUCGGAGAUGAUGAGCACUGCUGGAGUGACAAUGGUGUGUCAAACAUUGAAGGUGGUUGCUACGCAAAGUGCAUUGAUUUGUCGAGGGAAAAGGAGCCUGAUAUUUGGAAUGCUAUCAAGUUUGGGACCGUGGUGGAGAAUGUCGUGUUCGAUGAGCAUACUCGGGAAGUGGACUACUCAGACAAGUCUGUUACAGAGAACACUCGGGCAGCAUAUCCAAUAGAAUACAUCCCCAAUGCUAAAUUACCGUGUGUUGGACCCCAUCCAAAGAAUGUCAUCCUUCUAGCCUGUGAUGCCUUUGGUGUGCUCCCACCUGUGAGCAAGCUGAGCUUGGCUCAGACCAUGUACCAUUUUAUUAGCGGCUACACUGCUCUGGUGGCUGGGACAGAGGAUGGUAUCAAGGAGCCACAGGCUACAUUCUCAGCCUGCUUUGGUGCAGCAUUUAUAAUGCUGCAUCCCACAAAGUACGCAGCAAUGCUGGCUGAAAAGAUGCAAAAGCAUGGGGCUACAGGAUGGCUAGUUAACACAGGCUGGUCAGGUGGGAGCUAUGGAUCGGGUAACCGAAUGAAGUUAGCUUAUACCAGGAAGAUCAUUGAUGCCAUUCACUCAGGGACCCUUUUGACAACAAGUUACACCAAGACUGAAGUAUUUGGACUCGAUAUCCCCACUGAAAUUGAGGGCGUGCCUUCAGAAAUCCUAAAUCCAAUAAACACAGUUAGUUCUCUUAAAUUUCCUUUAAUUAUGAUGCUGCUGAUAUUUCUGGGCAUGCACUUGAUUUGUUUUAAUGGGGCACAUGAUUCUCUUGAAUUGCAGUGGCAAGAUAAGAAGGCCUACAAAGACACAUUAUUAAAGCUAGGAGGUCUGUUCAAGAAGAAUUUUGAGGGAUUUUUGCACUACAAGAUUGGAAAGGACAACAAUCUGACUGAGGAGAUCCUUGCAGCUGGUCCUAUAUUCUGAAUGGAAAUCUGUGACUGAUGGAGCAAAGGUGAAGUUGAGGGCAACAAGAGAAUGCAUAUUCCACUGUUACUGUGCAGAGUUUUAUGUAAUCUUUUGUCCUGAUAUACUUUCAUAUAAUCUUAUCUUUCUUUAUUCUCUUUAGCAAAAACAAAAGGAAGAGGUGCUUUAUUGUGUGAAAUUUAUCCAUAUCAAUGUAAUGUGAGUCGAUAUAAAAAAAAAAUGUAAUGCAAGUCGAGUGGGAAAAGGGGUCAUGUAUAUGAAAUUGAAGCUCGAUUCAAAAUAUGUUUAUUUGCCAAAAUAAUUUGGAAUAAUUACGCAGGCAGUCAGCGCUCUUGGAAACUUA